Messenger RNA from Pyricularia grisea, 1101 nucleotides. RefSeq lists its product as uncharacterized. Gene Ontology annotation, cellular component: nucleus; cytoplasm. The transcript has a single exon. Bases 1 to 1101 code for a protein of 366 amino acids. The record is from RefSeq and is a predicted model, not a curated record. NCBI's taxonomy places the organism in Eukaryota, Fungi, Ascomycota, Sordariomycetes, Magnaporthales, Pyriculariaceae.
AUGGCCGAGAACGCAGCAAAACGACUCAAGACCGAGGGCGGAUCGUCUGACGGCCCCGUCACCAUCGGCACACACAAUGGCCACUUCCACGCCGACGAGGCCCUUGCUGUGUAUAUGCUGCGGCAGCACAUCCCCACCUACGCCGGUGCCUCGCUUGUGCGGACCCGCGACCCGGCCACCCUGGCCCGCUGCCACACUGUCGUCGACGUCGGCGGUGAGUACGACGCUUCGACGCUGCGCUUCGAUCACCACCAGCGUACUUUCUCCACCACCUUCCCCGGCAGGCAAACCAAGCUGUCGAGCGCCGGUCUUGUAUACAUGCACUUUGGCAAGCAGAUUAUUGCCCGCCGCCUCGCCGACCCGGAUUGCGACAACGAGGCGACUGUCGAUAUGCUCUACGCCAAGCUGUACGAGAACUUUGUCGAGGCCCUCGACGCCCAUGAUAACGGCAUCUCGGCCUACGACCCUGCUGUGCUGGCGACGGCGAGUAACGGCCAGCCGCUGCAGAAGCGCUUCUCGGAUGGCGGCUUCACUCUCGGCGCUGUCGUCGGCCGCCUGAACCCGAACUGGAACGACCCCAUCCCGGAGGACCCUGCCGAGGCCCAGGCGGCCGAGGAUCAACGCUUUGAGGCCGCCAGCGCCCGCAUCGGCGAGGAGUUCGACCGCGACUUGGACUACUACACGCGCUCAUGGCUGCCGGCCCGCUCAGUGGUCGCCGACGCCUUCUCGCACCGGGCCGAGCACGACCCUGCCGGCAAGGGGCGUAUCCUCGUCUUCAAGGGGCAGUCCGUCCCGUGGAAGGACCACCUGUACACCCUCGAGCAGGAGAACCCCAGCGCGGGUGAGGUGUUGUACGUUCUGUACCCGGAAAAGCCGACGCCCGACGCCAAAUGGAGGAUCCAAUGCGUGCCCGUGUCCAAGGACUCAUUCCAGAGCAGGCUCCCGUUGCCCGAGGCCUGGAGGGGUUUUAGAGAUGAGGAGCUCGACAAGAUCACUGGCAUCCCGGGAUGCGUGUUUGUGCACGCUGCGGGCUUCAUCGGAGGGAACAAGACUUUCGAGGGUGCCAUGGCAAUGGCCCAGAAGGCUCUCGAACUGGCGUGA